UCAUUAUGGCGUAUGCGUGACAACCCAACACUUGACCUGAGCCUGAAAAGAUUUGACUUUUUUAUUUAUAUUUUACACAAGGACUUACUUUAUAUAGCUACAAGAUCCAUACCUUGGACUUUGGAGAGGAUCUGGUCCUAAAAAAAAAAAAACAUCACAAAGGAUGAUCCGGCAGCACGAGGCAUGAAUCCGCCUCGGUGCUUCAUGCAUGUCUGUCAUUUAGGAUACUGUUACCUGGACUGAUGAGCUUUAUCCCACCGCUGAACUUAUCCCAACUCGUGCUCAGUUAACAGCACCUGCCGAGGAGAAUGACACCUCUGCUGAACAGACUCUCCCUGUGUCUCUUUGUCCUCCGGAUCUUUGUGAUACAGGGAGAGUUUGUGAAUCGCCCUCCAGACGAUUCCAUCCUCUCCUUUGCAGAAGGGGAGACUGUCCUGCCCUGUGUCUACCAGCCAAGCGAGAGCGGUGUGGUGGUGGUGCAGGUCACGUGGUAUAAGAAGAAAACGGAUGGAACCAAAGACCAGAUCAGCACCGCGCACAAUGUUAACGGACAGACGGCAUUUGGGACGUGGUCUCAGCGCGUGCGCUUUCAAAGCAGUGAACCCACACAGGACUCGUCUCUGGUUAUCAUAAGCACAGAAGUCUCCGACGAGGGGACGUAUAUAUGCCACAUCACCACCUUCCCCUUUGGCAACUUUGAGAGCGAGAUGUCACUCGUCGUAUGGAGCCAUCCUAUCUCCUCUCUGGAACCUGUGACUCUGGUGGAGGGACAGUCCUAUAGACAGGCUGCUUCCUGUCGCUCCGUAGCCCACCCACCUCCCCGCAUCUCCUGGGACACUGACCUGAACGGCCAGUCCACCAACCGCUCCUUCGACAACGGGGCGGUCACCUCGCGUUACUCCCUGCACCCCCUGAGGAGCAUGAAUGGCAAGAAGCUGGACUGUUUAGUGUGGCACCCGUCUUUACCAAAACCCUACAGGAUCCCUAACAGCUUAAUAGUGCACUUCCCUCCACAUGCACAGGUGUCUGGCUACAAAGGAGACUGGUCGUUGGGUCUUGAGAAUGCUGCCCUGAGGUGUGUGAGUGAAGGAAACCCCAAACCACAGAGUUUCACCUGGACCAGAAUCGGUAGUCAGUUGCCGGAAGGCGUGAUCUCCCACCUGAAUGGAACGCUAGUUUUUGGGCGACCCCUCGAUUUGUCAGACAAAGGCACCUACCAGUGUGUGGCGAAGAACGAAGUGGGAGAAGCGAAGGCAGAGGUGGAGAUUGUUGUGACAGAGUCUCCCAUAGCACAGGAAAUGCCUGAAAACAUGCUGCUGCUCAUCGUGGGGGGUGUAGCGGGCGGGCUGCUGAUCCUGAUGCUCAUCAUUGUCAUCGUAGUCAUAUGCCACCACAAACACAAGAGCACGAAACUGGAGAUGGAGUUGACUGAGAAGACGAAGGAAAUAAACACCCUCUCCAGGCAAGCUUCUUUCAGGAGGGUGAACUCUGCCAGCACAGACACCAGAGGAGCGGCAGAGGAAUACAUCCCUCUGGGGGUAGAGGGAACCCUGAGGACCAGCUUGACUUCCUUCGGGGAGCAGACUCACUGCCAUGACAGCCAAUCUACUAUCUCAGGUGGGCGGGGAGGAAGAGGAGGAGGAGGAGGGGGAGCAUAUGACUUCCUGGGAAGACCAGUUCUGCACAACAGCUCACGGAGGGGGAGAGACAGGCCUCUGGAUAGAGCGGAGGAGAACCAACUGAGAGUGGAGUCAUAUGUCAGAAACAGCUCUAUGUCUUUGCAGGAAACUCGUUUCCACCCUCCUCUCACACCAUCAACCUUUCCUAUGGUAGAGUCCACGGAGAUCCCGAGACGGCUAAACGGCAGCGCCCUUAUCCCGACAGACGGGGGUUCACGACCAGGAAGUGUCACUAAAAAUCACCAACACCCUCCUCUGAGCUGCAACUACCCACCAGUAACAGAUGAUGAGGAUGAAGUGGACGAAGGUUUGGGGGGUCCUGCCAGCCAGGAGCAUCCUGAUGACCAAGACAGCGAGACCAGCAGCUCCCAAGUGUCCGAGGCACACAGUGCACGCUAUCAGAAGACUAAUGGCACAUUAAGAUCCAAAGCCCGACUAAGCCCCAAUAUGGUCAGUCCCCAUGCCUCCAUGAUCCACAGGGCUCAGAUAGUUUAGCAGGCUGCUGGAAAAUGACAUGUGAAACUACAGAACUGCCAAUGAAAGUUAGUCAUAACCCAGAAAACCAGUCUAUGGUUAUGGAAAAUCUUCACCUUCACAACACUGCUGCAUCUUCUGGAUUUGUGGUAUCUGUGUGAUGUUUGUCGAUCAGCAGUGGGCUUUGUAUUCCCCCAGAAUACUGGCAACAAACAAAGACAAGGUCAAAAUAUUUCCAGUGCAGCUUCUUCAACUUUGAUCGCACACAAUGUUCAUUGCAGAUCUUUUGUAAUAUAUCGUAUGUGUUGGUCUAAGCAGCUGUAACUGACAGUGAAUGCAACUGACAUACCCUCUGUGUGGAAUGUCAAAAACACUCAAGGACAUGUACAGUAGGAAAUCAGGAAAUGCAGGAGAAGGCCGUGGGAAAGUUGGUGCAUCAGAGAGGUAGAUUGCAACACCUCUGCACUGAGGGUGGGUUUUUGCUUCAGAGGUGUUCAGCACCUGUGCUUGUGUUACAUUCCUUCACACGUCAAAGUUUGAGAUCCAAUCCAGAGGAAUUUAAAGAGGAAUUUACAUACCAAAUUGUUGUAUCAGUGCCUGAAAUUGUCAUAUGGUGUGAUGUGAAAGUUACUGUUAUUGUAUAUAAAUGGGGUUUACUUUUCUUAACAAGUGCUUGUGACUCUUGCUGAUAUGAUUUCAAUAUUGAGAUUCAUAGGAUAGGACACCAUAGGUUGAACCACACCACACCACAAUUUGUUAAUGCAAGAACAAAGCAAGAACAUGAGUUAUAAAGUGUGGUACAUUGAGUCUUUAAACCUUAUAUAACACUUUGCUAUCAGAUCCAGGUCUGGUGGAGAAUCCUAUUUCUAAUAAAGUGUUAAAAAGGACAAAACAUACAUUAAACUUAGCUAUUUUUAAAUAGAAUUGAAUUUUUUUGCUCAAAUGAAUAAUUAUUGUGUGUGUCACAGAGUGACACCUGUCACACAAUAUGAUGUAACCAUAUGAGAUCUCAUGCGCUUUGCACAACAUUGGGCCUUGUGGUUACAAAACAAGGGUACUGAAGUGGGAGGGCCAAAAAAAGAAGAAGACAUGUUUUCUGUACCUCCUGAUGGAGCAAGGACCCCACCUCCCUAAGGGUUUCCAAACCAUUGCCAAUGUAAAUAUUAUAUAGUAUGGUAUCCAUUUCUGGGACAAGAUCUUUUUUAUCUGAGCAGACUCCAAGAGAGGACGAUGCCUCUCCAACAGGAAUUUGUGAACUGUCACAGAUUUUUUAGUACUGUGACAAAAUGUCUUGUUUAUCUUUUUUUUUUUUCGAUGAUAUGUGUUAUAUAUACAUAUAUGUGUAUGAAUAUUGUUGGGUUCUGUUACAGCACUGAUAUGGGAAUCAGUGUGCCAAAGUGAAAAAAAAAAUCACUUUUGCUUUUUUGGCAAAUAUGAAGUAUUAUUUUGAUAUAUUGUGUUACUUUCUCCAAGACAAAUGUCAAUGUUGCGUUAAAUGUAUGCUUGGACAGUUUGUCGCAAAAGAAAUGUACCAUGUUAUCCACUAACGCCCAGCAGGUCAGAGCAGCAGGUGAAUAGUAUUAUGUUCAAUGCAGGCUGUAUUUGCUGCCGAAAGUUCCGCCUGACAUGUACUGCUGGAAAGUGCAAGGACUUGAAUCAGCCUACAAACUGCAAAACUACUGAACUAUGCAAGAGUCUGAAUUCAACUGUUAUUUUGUAAAAUUAUCUUCCCGGCCAUGUGCUUGGAUUUUCCUUUGCUUUGUGUAUGGGUGUGAGCUUGGAUUCUUUGAUGGAUUACAAUAAAUGUGCAUGGUUUUUCUAAAAGUACACUAAAACCUG
Molecule: messenger RNA, 3992 nt
Organism: Toxotes jaculatrix (banded archerfish)
Lineage: Eukaryota; Metazoa; Chordata; Actinopteri; Toxotidae
Gene: nectin4a
Product: nectin cell adhesion molecule 4a
Exons: 11
Coding region: 309-2174 (621 amino acids)
Biological process (GO): heterophilic cell-cell adhesion; homophilic cell-cell adhesion
Cellular component (GO): adherens junction
Source: RefSeq, a predicted model, not a curated record